AUGUCCGGUCAUAUCUGUAUAUAUGUGUGCAGCGCCCUGUGCCUGCAUUGGACUGCUCAGAGCAACACAUUUAACACUUGCAAACUGUACAGAGAAGGCAUGGAGAGGGAGAUUGGUCCAGAGUAUGAGCUGAACGAGAUAGAUGGCGGCACGUUGCAUGGCUCUGUGGGGAGCAGGCUCUCCCUGUUCGCCAGGGAGUUCAAGUGGAGAAGCAGCAGCUGGCAUAGCAGCAGCGCCUUGAGGCUCCCCAACAAUUGCUAUGGCAGCAGCUUUGUCAUCGACCCCAAUGGAAGAUGGUACAGGAUGUGGUCGAACAUGAUGUUCCUCUGGUCCAUCUACUCCGUCUUCUACACCCCCUUCGCCUUCUGCUUCUUCCGGGGCAUCCCCGAGCACCUGCUGGACCUCGAGUGCGUGCAGCUCAUCUUCCUCGCCGACGUCGCCGUCCACUUCUUCCUCGCCUACCGUGACCCUCACACCCACCGGGUGGUCUACGACCAGCAGAGGAUCGCGCUACGCUACAUCAAGGGCAGCUUCGCUCUCGACAUGCUCGGAUGCUUCCCCUGGGACGCAGUCUACAAGUUUACGGGGAGGAUGGAGGUGGUGAGGUACCUGGUGUGGCUGCGGCUGUACAGGGCGAGGAAGAUCCAGGGCUUCUUCAAGAAGAUGGAGAAGGACAUCCGCAUCAGCUACCUCUUCACGCGGAUCGCGAAGCUGGCCACCGUGGAGCUCUACUGCACGCACACCGCCGCCUGCGUCUUCUACUACCUCGCCACCACGCUGCCCCCGGCGCGCGAGGGGGGCACCUGGAUCGGGAGCCUCGCCAUGGGCGACCAGAGCUACAUCAACUUCAGGAAGGUCGACCUGCUCACCCGCUACAUCACCUCCCUCUACCUCGCCAUCGUCACCAUGGCCACAGUCGGCUAUGGUGAUGUGCAUGCGGUGAACCCGAGGGAGAUGGUGUUCAUCGUGGUGUACGUCUCCUUCAGCAUGCUGCUCGGCGCCUACCUCAUCGGGAACAUGACGGCGCUCAUCGUCAAGGGGUCCAGGACCGAGCGGUUCCGGGACAAGAUGACGGAGCUCAUCAGGUACAUGAACAGAAACCGGCUGUGCAGCGACAUCAGCUCCCAGGUGAAGGCGCACCUGCUGCUGCAGUACGAGAGCAGCUACAAGAGAGACAGGAUCGUCGACGACAUACCCGCCGCGGUCCGACCCAAGACACUGUACCUGGAAACGGUCUCAAAAGUGCACCUGUUCAGAGGAUGCUCAGAAGACUUCCUGAGCCAGAUUGUGGUUAAAAUACAGGAAGAAUUCUUCCUCCCCGGGGAAGUUAUUUUGGAGCAAGGCACUGUAGUGGAUCAGAUAUACAUUGUGGCACAUGGAUGUCUGGAAGAGUUCGCCGCCGCCGGAGAAGGCGGAUCAGAAGAGAUCGUCUCAGAGCUGCUGCCCUACGACAUAGUCGGCGACGUCGCCGUGAUCUGCAACACUCGACAGCCAUACACAGUUAGAGUCAGUGAACUCUGCAGCCUCUUGAGAAUUGACAAGCAGUCCCUGACUAGCAUCUUGCAAAUGUACCUCAAGGAUAGCCGUCAGAUACUGAGCAACCUACUCAAGGGGAAACGAACAGAGUCAAAGGGGAAGCAACUAGAAUCAGAUAUCACAUACCUUAUAGCAAAGCAAGAAGCUGACAUGGUCCUUGGAGUCAACAAUGCUGCCUACCAUGGAGAUUUGUUUCGGUUGAAAGGCUUGAUCGGUGCAGGAGCAGAUCCGAGUAAACCGGAUUACGACGGGAGGACCUCCUUGCAUGUGGCUGCAUCAAGAGGAUACGAAGAUAUCGUCAGGUUCCUUAUCCAGCGAGGAGCAAACGUCAACAGCAUAGAUAAGUCUGGGAAGUCGCCGCUGCUGCAAGCGGUGAAAUCAGGGCACGAGAGGAUCAUCUCGCUGCUGGUGGCGCACGGCGCGGCGCUGAACCUGGAGGACGCAGGAGGCUACCUGUGCAGGGUGGUCGCCCAGGGCAAGAUCGACCUGCUGAGGAGGCUGCUCAGGUUCGGCAUCGACCCCAACUGCAGGAACUACGACCGGAGGACGCCGCUCCACGUAGCCGCCAGCGAGGGCCUGCACCUCGUCGCUGGGAUGCUGGUGGAGUUUGGUGCUGACCUUGUGGCCGCAGACAGGUGGGGCAACACCCCGCUCGACGAAGCACAACGGUGCGGCUGCAAGCCGCUGGUGAGGAUCCUGGAGCAGGCUAGAGCUGCUGCUGCUGCCGAUCAUUAG
Messenger RNA from Triticum turgidum subsp. durum (durum wheat), 2271 nucleotides. The record is from the annotation of a GenBank genome assembly. NCBI's taxonomy places the organism in Eukaryota, Viridiplantae, Streptophyta, Magnoliopsida, Poales, Poaceae.